Molecule: messenger RNA, 1555 nt
Organism: Branchiostoma floridae (Florida lancelet)
Lineage: Eukaryota; Metazoa; Chordata; Leptocardii; Amphioxiformes; Branchiostomatidae
Product: phosphatidylinositol-glycan biosynthesis class F protein-like
Exons: 5
Coding region: 139-801 (220 amino acids)
Biological process (GO): GPI anchor biosynthetic process
Cellular component (GO): endoplasmic reticulum membrane
Source: RefSeq, a predicted model, not a curated record
UAUUUUUGCGUUUUGGUUUGUGAAAGGUGAAAGGUCAUCAAAAUGGCAGCAUUUGGCUGAAAAUUUCGUGUUUUGCACCUUUUCACCUUGAUUUCCUUGAUUUUUGGAUCAGAUAUCAGACAAUAACAGCUGUUAGUAAUGAGAAUGAGAAACCUCGCUAAUCUGUGUCUCUUAAGAGCGACUGCGUUGCUCUCGCUUUGGUUGCUGUCCACUCUAAGUUCGUGUAGCCUGUUGCAGAAGCCCACGGUGUUUCUCCGUUAUUUCUGUGUGGCCUAUGGGGCGGUACAGUUACAUGUGUCCGUUGACGUGCAGAAGAAGAACAAUGCUACAAACGCAGGAGCUGUGUCAGGAAGGCCUGUGAAGGGAUGGAAGAUUUCCUCCUUUGUGAAAGGGUUCCUGUUCUUCCUCUUGAGUAUCCUGUCAUUCCACGUCAUCGCAGUGCUGUAUGGGGCUCCUCUGCAAGAAGACACAGAAGAAACCUUCUCCUGGGCCCUGCUGAUGGCCACCCUGACAGCCCUGCCCUGCUGGUGCAUGCUGGGAUCACGGCUGGAAACAUGGGUGGCUGUGGUGCUCAAUAGACCUGAAUCUGAGAUUGAGAGUUUCCUGCAGACAACAGUGUUGUGCACGGUGGUCGGUGCCUGGCUGGGAGCUUUCCCCAUCCCUUUAGACUGGGACAGGCCAUGGCAGGUCUGGCCCAUUCCCUGCUCUGUUGGCGCUCUCCUUGGCCACACUGGAGGACUUGUGCUCUCAGCUAUACAGGCAAAGAGACACAGACUGGACACAACAAGAAAAAUGGUGUGAUGGGGACAAGUUAAUAACAAAGUUAUGCUGUCACCAAGCUCAUCUAAUCAUGCUCAGCCAAGUGUCCUAUCACCAGUGUAUAUUACCUUACUUUACUCAAGUAUGUAUGAACUAUGAACAGUAAAGGACAAGAGUACUACCACACCCUCGGUGUUGCUGAUGUCACUGAUAUAUUCCAGGGUUUAGGAUCUAGAAACAACAUGACCUAGAUAUGUGGUAUGUUUUCAUCUGUAGUGACUGGGUACUAAACCAUCUGUGAGAAGUAAGUAUAUGUAUAAGCAACACAUAUAGGAACGGUGUCACAGAAAACUACACGUGUUUCCAAUGACAUCUUGUUGUUUUCAAGCUUAAUUUUAUUUAGUUGUUUUCAUGUAGCAACCUUGUCAGUGUUGUUAUUACUGUACAUAAGUCACAAUAUGUUAAAUCAGUGGUCUGUAUAUAGUACUUCAGGUCCAAUGUCCUUUAUGUAAUGCAAUAAAUACCUGUAGAAGUGUUACACGCUUUUACAUUACUCCUACUGUAGCCAGCUGACACUGCAACAGUAAGCCCCAUCCACUGCACACUUGUACAACCAAAAUCUCCCAACAAAAUACUUCAAAUCAAAUUCUAGAAAAAUAAGUUAGGCUGCUUGUUACAUUUUCCAAAAUGUUGCAUUUUAUACUAUUACGUUAUCUAUUAUAAAUAAUUGGUCUGUAGUUGUCAAUAUUCAGCAACAUGUAUCUUUCCUUCUCAAAAUAAAGGAAACAAUGUUUUU